Molecule: messenger RNA, 1665 nt
Organism: Rubroshorea leprosula
Lineage: Eukaryota; Viridiplantae; Streptophyta; Magnoliopsida; Malvales; Dipterocarpaceae
Source: the annotation of a GenBank genome assembly
AGCCGUCCUGUGUUCCCUUCCAUAUGGUAAUCAACCAACCUUGUCCCUUUCACUCCUUUCUUUUUGUUAAAACAUCUUUCUUUUUCUUCUUUUCCUAUCUAUCGAUUCCUUGCGCUAAAUUUUCCACCCCCCAUCUCCCAUUUUUAUUUUUGUUGAUGAUAAAUGGGUCUUUUUUUUUUUCCAAUCAUUUUUUGCUGUCUGUCUGGGGUCACUCUCUUCUUCUUGUUGUUGUUCUUCUUCUUCUUCUUAAGAGUACAGUACGGCUUUUGUGGCCCUUCAAAGCUAAUGGGGAUUAAGAGCUGAAGAAAGAUGUGGAUUAUGAGUUUAAAGUCCAUAGCUUGGAGAUCUUGAGUUGGGUGUUUGGAUAUUCGAUGAGUUUCAGAUGUUUUGGUGCGUUUGAUUGGUGCAAAGGGAAGAAAAGUGAUGAUCAGACGCAGGCACAACAGAUUGCCACCAAUAAUGUAAGGCGCUUUUCUUAUAAUUCAUUGAGAUCAGCAACAGCGGAUUUCCAUCCAUCAAACAGAAUAGGUGGAGGAGGUUUUGGAGUUGUCUACAGGGGAGUUUUAAGGGAUGGCACUCAAGUAGCCAUCAAGACUCUCUCAGCUGAGUCUAAACAAGGAACACGUGAAUUCUUGACAGAGAUGAAUAUGAUUUCAAAUAUACGGCAUCCAAACCUUGUUGAACUCAUUGGAUGUUGUGUUGAUGACAAUCAUCGGAUAUUGGUUUAUGAGUAUUUGGAAAAUAACAGCCUUGCCAGAGUUUUACUUGGUUCAAAAAGUAAACAUGUUUCUCUGGAUUGGCCUCAGAGAGCUGCUAUUUGCUUGGGUACUGCUUCUGGUCUUGCUUUUCUCCAUGAUGAAGCAGACCCAAAUAUUGUCCACAGGGAUAUCAAAGCUAGUAAUGUACUUCUUGAUAAAAACUUUCAUCCUAAGAUAGGAGAUUUUGGGCUUGCCAAACUUUUUCCAGAUAAUGUUACUCAUGUCAGUACUCAAGUAGCAGGAACAGUGGGAUAUUUGGCCCCAGAAUAUGCCCUUUCAGGACAACUUACUAAGAAGGCAGAUGUCUAUAGCUUUGGGGUGCUCAUACUUGAAAUAAUUAGCGGCAGAAGUAAUAGUAAAGCUGCGUUUGGGAAGGAUAUGUUGCUUCUGGUUGAAUGGGCAUGGAAACUGAGAGAAGAAGAAAGGCUUCUGGAUAUUGUCGAUCCAGAACUAACCAAAUUUCCAGAGAAGGAGGUGAUCCGCUUCCUCAAGGUUGCCCUUCUCUGCGCCCAAGAAGCUCCACACCAAAGACCAGACAUGAAACAAGUCGUGGAGAUGCUCUCCAGAGAAGUUCACCUCAAGGAAAAGGCACUAACUAAGCCUGGUGUGUACAGGGGACGCCACUCUCAGCACUCAGGUGGCGGCAGUUCAGGGGAGACAUCUUCGCUAAAGAACAAAGACAAACAAUUAGCAGAACCUUCAUCCCAGAUAAUUAGCUUUUCCAGCAUUACACAAAUGUUCCCUAGGUAGCUUGAACCCUCAUUUUUCCCCUUGAUUCCCAUUUUUGCUCAGUUUCCUGAUGAUCAUUUUGAGUUAUACCAGCAAAAGCGCGCACAUUAAUUCCCUGUCUAUAACACUUGCAAUUAACGAUGAGAAAAUUUAUGUCUAAGAAAAUAAUGCUUUUCCC